AUGGCGAUGACGCUGGCGGUGCGGCGCCGUGCGGUGUGCGCCCUGGCGCUCCUCGCGCUGCUCUGCGGCUGCUGCUGCGCCCCCUCCGUAUGGGCGGGAACUGCGGCGAAGAAGGAGGUGAAUGUGCCGGUGGAGGUGUCCUGCGCGGGCAGUGACAACAAGUUACGUUGGCGCUUCCCUGGCAAGAGUGAGUGGACGCAGUGUGCAGCCGCAGUGGGAGCGCACGACUACACACUUGCUGGGGAGGAUUCUGCCGCAGAGGACGUAGAAGUGAUUACUCUGGACGUGUCUCAGUACGGAGCAGGCGACGACGGUGUCGGUGAGUCCCUCUGCCUCUUCGCCGAAUCGCGGUACGUGGCCGCGAAAUGUAACGCGAGCUGCGGCGCGGCCAAAGCCCAGGAAGAUGGGCAGACCGCGUUCACGAUGAACUUCCCGACGCAUGCCGGAAGCGGAGUGCACAAGAAGUGGGUGGCAGCAAAUAAUCCAGCCGCCGGCAGUCCGUCUCCUUCUGCUCCCGCAGCAACCGGGGCCGCACUUGGCAAGCCAGGCGUUUGCCCGUUAACAAUCCCCGCGGGAGACCCAGCUGGAAAGGCUGGCGGUGCGCCUAAAGGCACCGCGGCACCGCCUGCUGCGGGAGAGCAACCACCAACAUCGCCGGAGGCGCCUGCAGCCCCGCCAGCAGGCACGGCGGAGAGCGGGGCACGAGCAUCCGGAGAGAGAGACGCAUCCCCGACCCCUCCACGUCCUUCCGGCACGCCCAGUUCCGCCGCCCCUUCCGCUGGCGGCACCGACGUAAGCACCGCCGCCACAACAACAACGACCACCAGCGGUCCCAGCGCUGCGAAGCACGCAAAAAGUCACGCGGACGGCAGUGGCACCAUCGCCGCUGUGUGGGAGCGAGCCCCGCUGCUGCUGAUCACGACUGUCCUUGCUUGUGCUGCUGCGUAG
Trypanosoma conorhini is the source of this 948-nucleotide messenger RNA. RefSeq names its product mucin-like glycoprotein. Bases 1 to 948 code for a protein of 315 amino acids. The record is from RefSeq and is a predicted model, not a curated record. The transcript has a single exon. NCBI's taxonomy places the organism in Eukaryota, Euglenozoa, Kinetoplastea, Trypanosomatida, Trypanosomatidae.